This is a messenger RNA of Pterocles gutturalis (yellow-throated sandgrouse), 951 nucleotides long. RefSeq names its product centrosomal protein 55kDa (gene CEP55). The transcript has 6 exons. Lineage: Eukaryota; Metazoa; Chordata; Aves; Pterocliformes; Pteroclidae. Gene Ontology annotation, biological process: mitotic cytokinesis; regulation of phosphatidylinositol 3-kinase/protein kinase B signal transduction. The annotation marks the transcript as partial. The record is from RefSeq and is a predicted model, not a curated record.
GAAGCUGCAACAAACAGCACUGGGUCACCAACUACUCUUUAUGAAGUUGAAAAACAACUGAAAGAUGCUCUUGAGAAAAACCAACAGUGGCUACUGUAUGACCAGCAACGCGAAGCAUAUGUCAGGGGACUGCUUGGAAGGAUCUUUGAACUUGAACAGAAGUCAGAAAUAGUUUGCCAACAAGAAUCUAAAGAGUUCAAUUCAGAAGGUCAUCCACAAGAGGAAAAGCAAAAAUAUUAUGACCAGCUGUUACUAACUGCUAAGAGUGAUCUUGAGACUGAAAGACACACUAUAACCCAACUGAAAUCUGAACUUAACGAAUUCAAAAAGAAGUAUGAAGAAGCACAACAAGAAAUAACAAGUUUAAAUACCUUAUUGCAGUCGCAACAGGUUGCUGAAAUUAAGACUCUAGAAAAUGAAAAUAAAAUUAAAGGAGAGAAAGUGCAGAGACUAAAACAAGAAAAUGAAACUAUUAAAGGACAGCUCAGAGAAGAAAAGAAGAAGUCUGAAGAUCUUUUAAGUCAGGUGCAACUUCUUCGUAAAUCAUUGCAAAAACAGCAGGAGGAACACACUAGGAUAGCUCUGUUGGAAAAACAGAUCCAGAUAUGCACAACAGACUUUGAGAACGAAAAGCUUGAUCGCCAGAACUUGCAGCAUCAAUUAAACAAAGUCCUCAAGGAACUGCGCAAGGUCCUGCACAGAGGGCAGCUAACCCGUCUGGAACCUCUGCUUCUCUUUUUCCAUAAACUCCAGGAAUCUGGAUGUAUGGAAACACAAGAAGAUUUGCAAGCUGCAUUUGAAGAGAAGCUGAGCACGUAUGACAGAAGUCCCUCCCUGAAACAUUCAAGCCUUCUUGAUGAAAGUUUUCUUGAGUGUCCUAGAUGUAAAGUGCAGUAUCGAACAAGUGAGCAUAGAGAAUUACUAGCACAUAUUGACUUUUGUACAGCUUGA